AUGUAUUUCUAUUUCCGGGCUCUGACUUUCUCCUUCGCUCUCCUAAGUGCUGUUCAUGCGUUACCAACUGCUGUGGAAGAAGAUCUGUGUCCAAAGACCGAAUACGCAUGCUUCGAUGUUAUAAAUUCUAGCUUGUGUCUGUCCCAACAAGCUACUCCUGGAGCUGGUGGAACCGGUGAGACGAUGGCAAAAUGCGUGGAAUUUGAUGGAGCGGCGAGUAACUUAUCAGGAGGUGCAAAGGUUAGUCCCAUCAACCUGACAGAUAUGACUAGGACUGAUGGGCAUCAUCCUUUUAGUUAUGUCGCUGCACCGGUUGCCACGAAGCUUUCAUAA
Molecule: messenger RNA, 333 nt
Organism: Glarea lozoyensis ATCC 20868
Lineage: Eukaryota; Fungi; Ascomycota; Leotiomycetes; Helotiales; Helotiaceae
Exons: 1
Coding region: 1-333 (110 amino acids)
Source: RefSeq, a predicted model, not a curated record